Molecule: messenger RNA, 3327 nt
Organism: Patella vulgata (common limpet)
Lineage: Eukaryota; Metazoa; Mollusca; Gastropoda; Patellidae
Product: coiled-coil domain-containing protein 77
Exons: 10
Coding region: 136-1614 (492 amino acids)
Cellular component (GO): centrosome
Source: RefSeq, a predicted model, not a curated record
CCAGAUUGGACAGGAUUGAUGUGUCUGAGCAUGUUCAUAAAAAUAAACGUUCUAAAAUAAUGUUAUUUGCGAUUUCUUUACUUCUAGCAUUAACAAAAUGCAUAGCCUCCAUAUUAAAACGAAAGUGUCUCAAAUAUGGACAGUAGGCCAAGGUCACCCAAAUCUAGACACAAAACUAAAGGGAAACAAGAUGAAUUAAAUACAAGCUAUGGAAAAGGGGAGAGUCCUCCUUUACCAGGAAUAAAUGAAAGACUAGGUCAACUCCGUCCAUCAAGAGAAUUAUUAGAAUAUUAUCGUAAAAAGAUAGCUGAGUAUGAUGAUGAGCAUGAUCAGCUUGUGUGUAAAUUAGAAGAAUAUAGAGUCACAUAUGAAGAUCAGCAUCAUCUACAGUGGGAAUUACGCCAAAGAGAAGAAGAAAUUGUAGAGUUACAAAAAGCAUUAAGUGAUAUGCAGAUAUAUUUAUUUCAAGAAAGGGAACAUGUUUUAAGAUUAUAUGCUGAGAAUGAUAGAUUGAAGAUUCGAGAAUUAGAAGAUAAGAAAAAGAUACAACAGCUGUUAGCUUUAGGUGGUGGUGGAGCAGGAGAUAGUGAAAUAACUUAUUUUAUUAAAGAACCUCCAGCUAAAGCCAUCAUUCCUCAAAAAAUACCCAGAAAAAAUAAUCAUAUUAGAGAAGAAAGCAAAUCAGCCAAAAAAUCCAGUAAAUCUCAUCUACCAUUAAAUGACAGACGCCAGUCUAUGUCACCUGAACCAGAGAAACGAUAUCAACAUGAUAAUGAGAUGCUAACUUUACAAAUAGAAUCAUUACAAUCACAGCUUAGUGAACAAACAAAAUUAGCUAAAGAACAAUAUGAAGCUUUAUUAGAAGACAGAAGAGUCAAAGAAGAAGAACAUGAAACUAGAAAACAGAGAGAUGAAGAAAAAAUCAGAUUACUGACAGAAAAGUUACAUAAAACACAAGAUUUAUUAUAUGUUAGUACUAAAGAUUUCUUAGAUCAGAGAUAUCAAGGCCGAGAAGUAGAAAGACAGUGGAUGGCAGAAAAAGAUAAAUAUCUACGUGAAUUAGAUGUUUGUAAACAAAAGAUGAAUAUAAGUAAAGAUACUAUGCUAAACGUAGGAGAUAAAGCUUAUUGUGAAGAUAAUGGUACCAAGGCUGAAGAAUUCAAGGCAUUAGAAUAUCAGUUGACACAAUCACAGAAAUUAUGUGAUAAUUACAGAGAACAAGUUAUACAAUUAGAAGAUGAGUUAUCUCGAUUAAGAGAAGAAGGGGACGUAACUAGAGAGAUAUUUAAGGAUCGCAGUGGAAAGAUGACUCAGCGUUUACAGUUGAUGAACUCCAGAUAUGAAGAUUUAGAGAAGCGUCGUAAUCUAGAAGUUGAAGGAUUUAAAACUGAUAUUAAAAAUUUGAGAGGUAGAUUGAAAGAUGUAGAAAGACAGUUAUAUAAGGUUACUCUUGGUUUUGCAGAAGAUAUGGACAUUAAAAGACCAGAUGACCUAGACAUGCAAAUAUUAAAGAAUGUCCGGGCCACUGCUGGAAGAUCUAAGAAAAUGUUUGGGGAAUUGAAAAACUUGAAAUCUAAAAUAUAUGGUCUUGAAACUGACUUAAAGCAUUUAUAAUAUAACAUACUACAUAUUGUGACUAACUGUGAUAUCUGUUUUAUUAUCCAAAUGUUUCAUGAUACUUGAAACAUUAAGGUUGUUAAAUGUGAAGGAUGUGGCGCAUCAAUAUAGGUAUUGUAAUAAGAACUUAUAGAUUUAUAUCAAUAAAUAGAAACGAAGCUGAUCAGAUUAAAUAAAAACAAUACUGAUAAUCAAGGAAAACCCUGUUACCAAUUGUGAAGGGUGGGACGAUUUACCCAAUUCUACCCAAUAUCACCCCAAUACCACCUCAAUAUCACCACAUACUACCCAAUACUACAACAUAAUGAUGCAAAAUAGACAUAUCGUUUGAUUUUUUUCAAAAAUAGAGAGUUAUAUCGCGGGAUAUGUACUUCACAUGCGAUACCGAUAUCUGGCUGUUCCAUUUGCCUCCCCCUACCACCCCAAAAAAGCCAAUAAUAACCCAAUACUACCAAAUACUUAUCAAAUACUACCCAAUAUGAUCAAAUAACAAACUAAUAUUGUCAAAUAACAGCAUAUUAGUAUAAUUACUAUUACAAAUAUUCAAUAUUUUGCAGAAAAUUUAAAUUUUUACACAGUUAUCUCCCUUUACAACCGGUAAAUAGAUUUUAGAUUGCUACUCUGAUUAAUCAUCUUCUUUGGCUUUGCAAUUGGUUUCCAAGACGACAAACUUAAAAUAAGAAAAACAGGUAUGACGAUAUACCAUAUUUUAUUCCCAAACUGACCCAUCUGUCUCUUACCACUUGAUAGGGUCGUCUGUCAAACAAGGUGCGUUUUCUCAGGUCCCCCGGUUUCAUCUCACUGUUAAACAUCCCUUCCCGCAAGCGAGUUAAUGAAAUAAUAUUGAACUAUAUGUUAGUCACAUCUCAGUUCAUCAAAACUAUCAUUUGUGGCCUGCUACAGCUCUGUCGGUUUCUUUGAUAAUAUAAAUAAAACAGAACUUGAUUACCCAAUCAUCAAUCUUAACACCGUUGAUUAAUUGUUAAGUCGGGUUGAAUGUAUAUACGAGUAGAGCAUUACACAUUGUGGGAGGAAGCUGGAGACUAUGUCUAUUCAUUUAGGUGAUAAUGAUAUCGCCGCGACAUCGUCACCUGUGGGUAUAUAUAAUAACCUGUUUUCCUUAUUUUAACUUCGUCGUCUUGGAAACAAAUUGCAAAGAACAACAAGAUGAUUAAUUUGAGUAGCAAUCUAAAAUCUAUUUGUCAGUUGUAAAGGGAGAUAACUGCAUAAAUAUUUCAAUUUUCUGUAAUUAUCGAAUAAUCGUUGUAAUUAUUAUACCGAUGUGCUGCUAAUUGACGAUAUUAGGUUUGUAUUUUAUAAUAUUGGGUAGUAUUUGAUAAGUAUUUGGUAGUAUUGGGUUUUUAUUUGCUUGAUUUGGGUGAUAUAGGGAGGCAAUUGAAACAGCCAGACAUCGAUAAUCACAUUUGAAGUACAUUUCCCACGAUAUAUCUCACUAUUUUUGAAAAAGUUCAAGUAAUAUGCUCAUUUGGCACCAUUAUGUUGUAGUAUUGGGUAGUAUGUGGUGAUAUUGGAGUGGUAUUGGGUAGUAUUGGGUAAUUUGUCCCGCCCGAAUUGUGAAACCAGGACAUCAACCCUUUUGACUAAGUCAACCAUUUAUCAUAAACAUGUAUCAUAAUUUUCAUAUUGUAAACUUUUUAAUGUAUAUGUAGCUACAUAGUUGUGUGAUAUGAGAAUAAAUAUUUAAAUUAU